This is a messenger RNA of Heterobasidion irregulare TC 32-1, 1384 nucleotides long. RefSeq lists its product as uncharacterized. The record is from RefSeq and is a predicted model, not a curated record. The transcript has 6 exons. Gene Ontology annotation, cellular component: endomembrane system. Lineage: Eukaryota; Fungi; Basidiomycota; Agaricomycetes; Russulales; Bondarzewiaceae. Gene Ontology annotation, molecular function: acyltransferase activity. Bases 18 to 1280 code for a protein of 420 amino acids.
UCUACUACCAUCAUCCAAUGCCUACAGGACUCUAUGUCAAAAAGAUAACCGAACGUCCCCCGAAGAAUUGGGCCCAGACGCUGAACGCUAUUGCGUUUGUGGUAGUCUUCAACUUUGGGUGUCUGAUGGUCAAUGCAUCACAAUUCGCUAUUUUGCUCCCGCUGAAGCUCCUGCCAUUCGAGUGGGCCAGCCGAUGGUAUGAUAGCGGGAUUCGGUACAGCAAGGGUGCAUUCGGCGCACUGUUGAUCUUGAUGUGCCAAUGGUUUGCGCCAACAAGGCUGGUCGUAACGUUCGAACAGGAAGGGCCGGGCGCGUUCUCGGAAGAUGAGUUUGCUAGGCUCGUUGUCAAGGAUAAGAAAGGGCGAGUAACAGGCAUAAACCUCCCACUGAAGUCGGUGCUCAUUGCGAAUCACCAAGUAUACGCUGACUGGUGGUAUGCGUGGACUUUGACAUACUUCUCGGGCACACAUCGCGAUGUGUUCAUCGUCCUCAAGAAGAGCCUGAAAUGGGUCCCUGUCGUAGGAUGGGGAAUGCAAUUUUUCAACUUCAUAUUCUUGGCACGCUCAUGGGCGUCUGAUCGGUUAUAUCUUGUGAAAGAAUUGGCGUUCUUGGGUCGGCACGCCGAGCAACAGGAUACACCUUUCACAUUCAUAUUAUACCCAGAAGGCACGCUCGUGAGCAAAGAUACAAGACCUAUCAGCAAGAAGUUUGCCGACAAAAUUGGGAUUCCAGAUAUGACACAUACCCUCCUUCCACGGUCCACAGGCCUACACUACAGCCUUCGAGCGCUUGCACCACGGAUACCGGCUCUUCAGUUAGUCGAUAUCACUGUUGCAUACCCUGGAAUACCUCUACUGGGCUACGGUCAAGAAUAUUACACUCUCCGUUCCAUAUUCUUCGACUGCAUACCUCCACCUUCUGUCCACAUACAUAUACGGCGCUUCGACGUAGCCAAAGAGGUGCCGAUUGGUAACAUUUUCACCAGCAACUCGAAUGGCCUUUCAAAUGAUUCCGCCGCAACGACAAUUCUGGAAGCUGAAGUACCUGAAGUGGAAAGGGAAGUCUUUGACCUUUGGCUGCGCGAACGUUGGGUGGAGAAAGAUCGGUUUAUGCAACGAUACCUGGACACGGGCACAUUCUCCUCGCAUCCGAAAACCCAGCCCCCUGUUAUCAUCCCACUACAGCUGAGACAUCGGAGAGAGGUAUUGGACGCUUUCUGCUUUUUCGUGCCUGCCAUCGCAGGGUUUGUCUGGUCCAAAGUGAGGGAUAUCGCGUUGUGAUUCAUGCCAGGGAUCGGUUUGGAUAUAGUUUACCUAUACUGUUUAGUAUUCUGAUCAUUUACCACUCGUGUUGUCUGUUGUGAUCUAUGCUAUCAUCAUUGUGG